Molecule: messenger RNA, 942 nt
Organism: Phaeoacremonium minimum UCRPA7
Lineage: Eukaryota; Fungi; Ascomycota; Sordariomycetes; Togniniales; Togniniaceae
Product: putative u3 small nucleolar rna-associated protein 15 protein
Exons: 2
Coding region: 1-942 (313 amino acids)
Biological process (GO): positive regulation of transcription by RNA polymerase I; rRNA processing
Cellular component (GO): nucleolus
Molecular function (GO): protein binding
Source: RefSeq, a predicted model, not a curated record
AUGGCCGCCGAGAUCCGACCGCUGCAGCAGCUCAAGCUACCAUCGGGUCCGUCGCCCGUGACGGCCGAGCAGCGCUACUGGAAGUCGUUCACGAAUUCAAAGUCGCACACCUCGACGGCCUCAUGGCCCGUCACGCACAUCAGCUUCCCUGCGCCGUCCUCCUCCUCCUCGUCUACAUCCGCUACGACCGCCGCCAAGAACAAUGACUUAUUCGCCGUCACCUCCGGGCCCCGCGUCGACGUCUACUCCAUCCGCCGGCGCGACCCUCUCAAGACGAUCGGCCGCUUCGACUCUGUCGCCCGCUCGGCCGAGAUUCGCGGCGACUCGAGGGUGCUGGUGGCGGGCGAGGACUCGGGCAAGAUGCAGGUGUUUGACGUCGCAGGCGGCAGCAGAGCGGUCAUUCUCAAGACGUGGCACAUUCACAAGCAGCCGGUCUGGGUGACGAAGUGGUCGCCGACGGACCUGACGACGCUCAUGAGCGCCAGCGACGACAAGACGGUCAGGCUGUGGGACCUGCCGGGCCAGGAGCCGACACGGACGUUCGUGGGCCACGGCGACUACGUGCGGUGCGGCGCCUUCAUGCCCGCCUCGGGAGCGAGCAGCACCAUGCUCGUGUCUGGAAGCUACGACUCGACAGUCAGGAUAUGGGACUCGAGAGCGCCCCGCGGAGCGGUCCUCACCUUCAAGCACGAGGCGCCAGUCGAGGCCGUCCUCCCCUUACCGUCAGGCACCACCCUCCUCGCCGCGUCCGGCAACGCCAUCUCGGUGCUCGACCUCGUCGCCGCGAAACCCAUCCGCCUCAUCACCAACCACCAGAAGACCGUGACAUCGCUGUCCCUCGCCUCGCACGGGCAGCGCGUCGUCAGCGGCGGUCUCGACGGCCACGUCAAGGUCUUCGAGACGUCCUCGUGGAAUGUCGUCGCCGGCGCAAAACCCGGCUGA